AUGCGCAUCAUCGCUUACCCAUCUACCGGUGUCGAGUUUGGUCUUGACAACAAUGCAUCUUCUUCUACUUUUGCCACUAUCGACGCAAACCACAAUUCUAAAACUCACGACGCCAAAGUAGCUUGGUAUAUGGGAGAAUGGACUACGCCUGUUACGGCUGUGUUGGAGGCUUAUGUUAUGAUGUCGUUCUUGUUCUUCUUUGUUGCGUUUAUGGCGUAUAUCCAUAAGAAUGGAUGUUGUCAUGUCUUCCGUUGCAGACGUCGCAGAAGAGCUAUCCGGUAUCAACACAUGAGAGUGCGUCAGUGGAAUGAACAACAAGCUGCUGCUGCUGCUGCCAUGGAAGACGACUCUGACGAAGACAUCAACAAUCACGAAGUCAACAGUGUGUUGUCGAGAGAUCCUGCUGCUGUCGACGUCGAGCAUGGUGCUGGUGUACAUGAGAUCCAGAGGCUGGAGAGAGCAAUGAGAACUGCUGGAAUGUCUUGA
Molecule: messenger RNA, 486 nt
Organism: Aureobasidium subglaciale EXF-2481
Lineage: Eukaryota; Fungi; Ascomycota; Dothideomycetes; Dothideales; Saccotheciaceae
Exons: 3
Coding region: 1-486 (161 amino acids)
Source: RefSeq, a predicted model, not a curated record